UACCACCCACCACCUCACGCGCCAUCUUCUAGCUAGUAGCCGGCCAGAAUAACGCACAGUAAAACCUCAGUGCAGUUUAUUUCUGACAAAAAUACUCGGUUGUACUAGCUGUACUGAACAAUGAGUGACAUUGAGGAUGGAAAUUACGACCGACGGGUUAUUGAUCGUGAAGGAUUUGAAGAGUUUUAUCCAAGAAUGCUGAAGAAAAUUUUCAAGAUAAAAGAAGGCUAAUGAAAACAUGUACAGAGCAGAACAUAGAAGUGGAAAGGGAGGAAAUGUGACGGAAGAAUGGUGUCAGAUAGAAGCGCUUGCAGUGUAAUGGCUAAAAUGAAACUGGUUUCAGUUUGGGUGAAGAGAGGAAAAACAGACCCGGAAUCAGAAAAUGAGAAAACUGAAAAAAGAAGAAUGAAGAACGAUAGAAAUCCUGAGAGAAGGGAGUAGCGUGUAAAGAAUCUGGAAGAAUGAAUGUGUCCGGGUCACGCUCCCCAUCUAAAUCGGAUCGCGAGAGUCCAGCUCGGGUCAAGUCGGAGAGCAGGUCCGGCACCCCGAGCCCAUCCCGGGCCUCCAAACGCUCCGAGUCCAGAUCCCGCUCUCGGUCAAAAUCUAGGUCUCGUUCUAGGCGGCACUCAAACCGCCGCCAUAGCCGUUCACGCUCUCGGUCCUACUCCCACCGGAGGAAGUCCCGCUCUCGUUCCUACAGCCCUGAAUACCGCCGCAGGAGGAGCCAGAGUGCUUCCCCUAUGUCAAACAGGCGCCGUAACACUGGCAGCAGGGUGAGUGUGAGAUCUGAAGAUGGGGCAAAGUUCAGCAGGCUACAGAAGGAGACACUUUGUAGCCAUGACUUGACAAAAGAAGCAUACAGUCAUGGUGGUGGUGGUGGUGGUGAUGCUGAUGUUAGGGCGAACCCUGAUCCCAGCACAUGUCUGGGGGUGUUUGGCUUGAGCCUGUACACCACAGAACGUGACCUGAGGGAGGUGUUUUCACGCUAUGGUCCUCUGGCAGGGGUCAACGUGGUGUACGACCAGCGCACGGGUCGUUCCCGUGGCUUUGCCUUUGUUUACUUCGAGAGAAUUGAGGAUUCCAAAGAGGCAAUGGAGCGAGCCAAUGGCAUGGAGCUGGAUGGGAGGCGCAUCAGAGUGGAUUACUCCAUCACCAAACGUCCCCAUACCCCCACACCAGGAAUCUACAUGGGCCGACCAACUCACAAUGGGGGUGGUGGCGGUGGUGGUGGUGGCGGCGGCGGCGGCGGCGGUGGUAGUGGCGGCAGUGGCAGUGGUAGCAGCAGGAGGGGGAGAGACUCAUACUAUGACCGUGGUGGCUACGACCGCUAUGACAGAUAUGACGAGUACGACUAUAGGUACAGUCGCAGGCGCUCUCCAUCACCCUACUACAGUCGAUACAGGUCUCGCUCACGGUCUCGCUCCUACAGCCCACGGCGAUACUAAGUUGCUUCUUCCGACGUUCAGCUUCCCUCCAAUAAUUGAUGGGUGUGUGAUUCAUCGAGGUGUUUCUGAGGGGAACAUUUUGAAUUAGCAUGACUAUAUCAACAGAACUCUUAAGUUUGAGAUAGUUCCUGUUUACAUGCAAUAGAUGUCUUAAUUUUUAGACGUUUUGACGCAUCUGUGUUGCAGAUGUUGAGUGUGAGCAAAGAACUCAGCUGUUGGUCACUGUUUCUCAUUCUUGGACUACCUUCCUUUCUUCUUCAUUUUCUGCAGCAAUGAUACCUUUUUUCCUAUUAAGUGAUGGUUUUUGAAAUUUAUUGCACUGAUCAAUGUAAACAUGGCCCUUGUAAUCUUGGGGAAAUAACUGGGUUUUAGUAAGUGAUGGUGACACUUAAUUUUACAACCUGUAUUAAAUACAUAGGAAUACACGCUCUGUUUGUACAGUAAAGAUAACAGAUUAAUCUCAAUGCUACCUUGCACUUACUGAGUUUACUGGUAAGUAGCAGGUAAAGUGGGCUGUAAAAAGAAGUGUUCCCAGCAAUCAGUGGUUGGCUCUCUGCUCACAUUCAGGCCCUAUUGACACCUGGCAUUAACAUGCAUCUUGGGUGAUCUAAUCACAAGUGGACAGCUCCAGGUACGCCAGUUCACUCCUGGCUUUACAAAUACGUCUUGAGGGACCACUUGUGAUCGGAUCUCCCUUUCCCGCUCUAUAUGUAAAUAAACGCGUACAUCAUUUGAGUUUGCAAUAAUGAAAUGUGUUGUUUCAGCCAGUGGGAGGCAGUAAAGCACUUCCUGUGCCUAGUCUGCAGGAAGUUUGCCAAGACUUGUUUUGUUCUUUGUACUGACUCUUUGGCCCUAAUGUAAAUCAGACAGUGUGUUUUAUGUGUACUCCGUCCACAAGAAUCCAUUUUGCCUGUUGUGGCUUUUCUCACUCUAAUAUGACGCCAUUGGCAUGCGAAUGAAUAUGUACUUCCGCUUACGCAGAGAAUGUCAGUUCAGUAGACAGUCCUGCAGUGUAGCCCAGGAAACAUUUACGUACGUAUUGCUAAAAUAAAAAUGUGGCCAUAGGCGGUCCCAGACCACCUCCAAAUGUGGUCUGGGCGUGUGGCCGAAUCUUAAUGUGUCCUCAAUGUGUUUUGGGUGCAUUCACACCUGUACUUAGGUGUCCACUUGUGAUUGGAUGACCCAAGGCACAUGUUAAUGCCAGGUGUAAACAGGGCCUCUUGUCUGUUUUUGUUUCUUUUUUGGUUUGGUUUUGGGGUUUUUUAGUCAAGGGAGUCAUCAUUUGAGUUUCUCCAGAGAGUUUUAUUAUCAUGUAUUACAUUUUUUAUUGUUGUUUCUUUGUAUCGAAAUACAAAUAUUUGAAAACUCCAAA
This is a messenger RNA of Morone saxatilis (striped sea-bass), 2817 nucleotides long. It is a transcript of the gene tra2a, whose product is annotated as transformer 2 alpha homolog. NCBI's taxonomy places the organism in Eukaryota, Metazoa, Chordata, Actinopteri, Moronidae. The record is from RefSeq and is a predicted model, not a curated record. Gene Ontology annotation, molecular function: RNA binding. The coding region runs from base 462 to 1445 and encodes 327 amino acids. Gene Ontology annotation, biological process: positive regulation of mRNA splicing, via spliceosome. Gene Ontology annotation, cellular component: spliceosomal complex. The transcript is spliced from 10 exons.